Opisthocomus hoazin is the source of this 2596-nucleotide messenger RNA. Lineage: Eukaryota; Metazoa; Chordata; Aves; Opisthocomiformes; Opisthocomidae. The record is from RefSeq and is a predicted model, not a curated record.
AUGAGCCCCCACGAUGUUCUCUCGCAGGGCAUUCCCAGUGGCUUUCGUUAUUUGAGUUCUCAGUGUGAGGGCCCACCUGGAUGCUCAGGUGGGCUUCGAGAGCCAGGCAGAAGCCAGGAUGAAAGAAGACCCUCUUUCCUAAUUGCAGCUAAUGAGAGAUGGGCUGCUGAAGGUUGGUAUGAGCAAAGGAAGAAGAGGGAACUUCAAAUGGGGUUGGAGAGAGGAGCCAAAAAUCAGUUUUCCACUUUCAGCAAUUUCAUCACAACUAUCAACCAAAAGAAAGAAGGCAUCGGAAACAGAAAUUCGCCUACGCAACUUGUUAUACCCAACAUCAAAAAUGUGAGAGACCUACCGUCUAUUUGCCUCGAUGUACGACAAAAGCAGCGCAUCUCUAUAGAUACACUACCCCAAGAACUGAAAGCACCAAUUCCUCCUGAACCUUCCCUUCCCAUCCGAACCAAAACUGUGAAAGAGUUUCAGGAUGAUGUGGAAAAGGCUAAGUCAUCAGGAGAUUGGAAAGCCGUACAUGAUUUUUAUUCUACAACAUUCGAUUCUUUCCUGGAGAUAAAUGCUGCAUUUAAGAAAGAUACCAAUUCUCCAUUUAAUACCAUUGAGGACUCUGGAAUCAAUGCAAAAUUUGUGAAUGUUGUCUAUGAUGCCUUAUUAAAUACUCCUCAAGACGUUCAGAAGUCAGUCCUAAAAGGAAUAAUUAAUGGUCUUCUACAAGAAUGGAAGGGGCCCCGAACAAAAGAUGAUCUUAGAGCAUACUGUAUACUUUUACAGAAUCCUCAAUUUAGUAACACUUCUACUUAUGUCAUCUAUGCUCACUUGCUAAGACAGAUAGCAGCCUUAACAGAAGCUGACCAUCAUUUCCUAGUGCACUGGUCUAAAAAGAUUUCACAGAGGAGGUUCAAGGAGUUGGUGGACAGGUUACUGCAAUUUAUUUCUUUACGCCUGUUUCCUGCAAAACCUGAAGAGUUUCCACCUAUGGUGAAAUGUACCUGGUGGAUUCCAUCAGCAACCAAAGUCUUGGCUUUAUUUAAUGCUGCUAAUAGUCUGAUCAGUCCUCCUGUUAUUUCAUAUACGGAUUUCUAUAAUUCUACACUUGAUCAUAUUGAUCUUAUGGAAGAAUAUCAUAACUGGCAAUGUUAUGCAAAUUCUCACAGCAGGUUUUCUUUCUGUCAAUACCCAUUUAUUAUUUCUAUAGCAGCAAAAAAAGUGAUUAUUCAAAGAGACUCAGAACAGCAGAUGAUAAGUAUUGCACGGCAAAGCCUUGUGGAUAAAGUAUCUCGCAGACAGAAACCUGACAUGAAUAUGUUGUUCCUAAAUGUGAAAGUGAGGAGGACGCACCUUGUUAGUGAUUCACUUGAUGAGCUAGCAAGGAAGAGGGCAGAUCUGAAAAAGAAGUUGAAAGUCACAUUUGUAGGGGAAGCGGGUCUUGAUAUGGGUGGCCUGACAAAAGAAUGGUUUCUUCUUCUGAUUCGCCAGAUUUUUCACCCAGAUUAUGGCAUGUUCACCUACCACAAGGACUCGCACUGCCAUUGGUUCAGCAGCUUUAAGUGCGAUAACUAUUCUGAAUUCCGACUGGUUGGAGCUCUUAUGGGACUUGCUGUAUAUAAUAGCAUCACCUUGGAUAUUCGUUUUCCACCUUGCUGUUACAAGAAACUGUUGAGUCCUCCCAUUGUUCCCUGUGAUCAUAACACACUUGUAGGCAUCUGUGAUGUCACAUUAGAUGACCUAUUUCAGAUUAUGCCUGAACUGGCCCAUGGACUAAGUGAACUUCUAUCCUAUGAAGGCAAUGUCGAAGAGGAUUUUUACUCGACCUUUCAGGUUUUUCAGGAAGAAUUUGGUGUUAUAAAAUCUUACAACUUAAAGCCAAAUGGAGAUAAAAUUCCAGUGACGAAUCAGAAUAGGAAAGAAUAUGUGCAGCUCUAUGUUGAUUUUCUUCUCAACAAAUCAAUCUACAAACAAUUUGCAGCUUUCUAUUAUGGAUUUCAUAGUGUCUGUGCUUCAUAUGCGUUACUGCUGCUUCGUCCAGAAGAGGUUGAAAUUCUUGUCUGUGGCAGUCCUGAACUGGAUAUGUCCGCUUUACAGCGAAGUACCCAAUAUGAUGGCUACCAAAAAACUGACCUUACUAUACGAUACUUUUGGGAUGUAGUACUUGCAUUUUCUCUUGACCUUCAAAAGAAGCUGCUACAUUUUGCUACAGGAAGUGACAGAGUACCUGUGGGAGGAAUGGCUGAUUUGAAUUUCAAGAUCUCGAAGAGUGAAACAUCCACUAAUUGGUUACCUGUGGCCCAUACUUGCUUCAACCAGCUUUGUCUCCCUCCUUACAAGAACAAGAAGGAACUGAAGCAAAAGUUGAUCAUUGGAAUUUCAAAUGCAGAGGGUUUUGGUCUAGAAUAAAAUGAAAUACUUCAAGAACAGUGUUUUUAUGUAGCAUUCACUCUCUUCUAAUUGUGCCUUUAAGCUUUUUGUUGUUAUGUCUCUUGAUACUGUGCCAGUCUUACCCAAUUUAGAUUUUUUUAAUUAAAUAUGAAGUGUAUGUUUUUUCCUGAAUGGCAAUACAUUUACGCUUGCUUUGUCACAGAAAGUA